UGAGAAGGGCAGCCUUGCAGAGGGAAGAGCCUGGUUGAGAAGGGCAGUCGUACAGAGAAGGCCCUAGUGAGAAGGGCAGUCGUACAGAGAAGGCCUGCAAGGGCUAGACACGCCGGACACCCGGAGCAGGAGAACUGUGGCCAAGUGGAGGAGAGGUAGCCUCCCUACAAAAACACAUCAUCAAAGUCGUGGCGGGCGAGAAUAGGAGGGUGCAAAUCCGAAGCUUGGCACAGUAGAAGAGGCGGCAAGGGCUAGCACGGCGACCCUGCCGUCCCUCCUGUUACAGUGGUGCAUUGGCCGGGAAACCGUAAAGCCGUGCACAGAAAGACAAACCAGAGGGCUAAAAUAAGGACGGAGAGGGGGCUGUAAGAAGACAGCGGCUACACAAAGCGAAAAGAGGGCAAAGUAGGAAGGCACUGCCCGGGGACGGUACUGGGAAGCUGGAGGGCCUGACUAGUGAAGGCGAGACCAGGAUGGCAAUGGCAGAGGGUAUUGAGAGCCUGAGACAGGAGAAUUUUGCCAAGCUAUUACGAAUAGAUGAGUUAGAGGAAAAAUUGGAACGGCUGGAGUGGGAGCUGGAGGUGGCCCACUUUCAAAAAGAGCAAGUGGAGGCAAGGGCUGCUGGGUUAGAACAGCGGGCCCAGGCAGGAAAAAAGGAAGGAGGCUCAAAAGAAAUAAGGCGCAUGAUAGCGGCAGAAGCGGAGAGAACUCGCGCCCUAGAGCAGCUUAUUGCAAGUGGGGCCCAAAAGAGCUGGGUGAGGGAAGAGAAGCUGCAGAAGAUGCAGAGGAAGAUGGCAACUUGGAGGGAGAAGUCUAUUACAACCUGCACAACCCAGGCGAGGGAACAGAAGGAUAUACUACAGAGGUUGGAGGUCUCUAAAGGCGUGAUUGAUGUCCUUCAGAAAGAAGUCCGCAGUCAGGAAGAUCGCGUACAAGAAUUGCGGGACGAGGUGGAGAAAUGGCAGCAGAAGUAUAUGGGUGCAGAACAACUAAUUCAAAUGCUGUGGAACACCCUGCAUGAAAAUCAGGCUCUGACCGAAGAAAAGGGAAAGGUGCUCGCACAGGAGAUGGAAAAGGUAAAAGAAUACAUGGCCAAUUAUGAUGUAUUGCAGGAGCGGAACCUGUCCUUUGAAAGGGAGUUAGAGGCUGGAGCGAAAGAGAAGGAUUGGUUACGGUCCCAGCUACAGAGUGUGGAGACUGAAAAAGACCAUCUGGAAGAACAGAUACACCUUAAAACCCUCCUGGAGGAUGGUGCAGCUAAAGAGGCAUUGACUAACAAUGAGAGGGAGCAGGCAUUACAUCAAAUGCAAGCCUUAAGUCAGCAGGUCCAAGCCUUGGAGGCAGAAAAGAAAAUGCUUCAGGUAGCAAACAGGCAGAUGGCCACAAAAGGCCAAGAUCCUGGGGAGUCAGAGGUGCCAGAGACAACAAGCAUAGCAACUCAGACAGACGCAGGACAGAAGGCCCAAGUGGAAAAGGUUGCAGAUGCAAUGCAAAAGAGGCUGGAGGCGCUGGGAGCCAAACUAGCGGAGUGUGUGAUCAUGACUAAGUCAGAAUGCCUAGAGCAGCACCAGGAACUCGAGGCAGCGAAAAGGUCCUUGAGGGAAGUGGAGGUGCAACUAGCAACUGUGCAGCUGGAAAGAAAGAAAACACCGGAACAAGUGAGUUUUAAGGGAGACCAAGGACCAGAGGAUCUGAGAGAGGAGGCCGAACCAGGACAACUUGAGGGAAGCAACCCAGAAAAGGGAUUGGUAGGGACGAAGUCUACAGCCCUAGAAGGAGAAGUUCUACCAGCGUUCCUAGACGACUAGAUUAAAAGAUGGGACCAAUGGUUGGAGCGUCAUGCCGAGGAGAUGAGCCAUAUAAGACAACAGCUGAGGGAAUGCUAUAAACCUCGAGCUAGGUGGGGAAUUACUGUACCCCAUCAGAGGCCAUUAGGGGAAGCAGCCCUGAUAGAGGCAGGGACAGUACGAAAGAAUGAACAGGCAAGUUCAAGGAAAGAGACCAAUAAUCAGAUUUGCCAAGACUGCACGCAGGAGAGACAAGGCGUCAGGCGAUAUAAGCCAAAGAUGAGCCCCAAGGAAAAGGGAUCAGUGGGACCCAGAAGAGAAAGCGAGGCCAAGGAGAUAGAGAUACGAGGAAGAGAACUACCACCUAAAGUGAGGGACAGUCGGGGGAGGAGACCCCAGAUUUAUGUGCAGAAUAUCCCAGGAAACGUCAAGUGGUGGACUUUAAGAAAGCUUGUUGAAGCAAAAGUCGGAGGCGUAGCUUAUGUAAAAAUUUAUAAAGGACCUAAAGGAGAAUCCACCGGCCGAGGAAAGAUCGAGUUUUGGGAGGAAGAAAAUGCUCAGAGAACAUUGAGAAGACAGUGGGAGAUAUGAGGAAGGCUUCAAGACCUUCAGGGAGGCUAUUAGGAAAGACAAGCACCACUACUUCAGGAGAGAGGCAUAAGAAGAGAUAGUGGACCCUAAAAGACAAGGAGCUCAACCAACAGAGAGGUCAGCUUACCAAGGUUGGCUAAUGUGGGGGGAAUGCCCGUGGCGGGGCAACUCCCAGGAAAUCCCACAUGGUGCGCGUUGGGGAAAAGGCGAGCAGGAGGUGCCUUAAAACCUCCGCUUCUAUGCAUUUUUUUAAAGUGUUGGUGAGCCAAAACAAGAACUACAAAGGAUUAAGACGAAGGAAGCCAGAGGGACGAGAAUGCAAACCGCCUCGGUGAGUUGAAGUCUUGAGCGGGGAGGUGUGUAGCAGGACACUAAGGUGCCUGCUACAACGAGAGCCAGGAAGGCUCAUCAGGUGUGGGUUGCCAGGGCAACAGGAGGCAGCAAACGACCCACCCCUGCCAGCGAUCAGCUGGCUUUAAGGGGCAAGGCCUGGCUCUUAGGAAGGAGAGAGAGAGAGAGUUGAGAAGAGAGGUGGUUCCCUGCCAGCAGCCAGAGGGGCAGGAGCUCCAGGAGUUAGGAUACGAGGAGAAGCCUAACGGCAAGUACAGCUUGACCAGAGUGGAGCAAGGUUGUUAUAGCUAGAGGGCAUAUGUUUGAGUUAUA
Molecule: messenger RNA, 3041 nt
Organism: Alligator sinensis (Chinese alligator)
Lineage: Eukaryota; Metazoa; Chordata; Crocodylia; Alligatoridae
Product: nuclear mitotic apparatus protein 1-like
Source: RefSeq, a predicted model, not a curated record